AGAGGCCAACACAAGGCUACCGUGUAGGUGUUUUCUUUUCCUCCAACUGUUUCCUCCAACACUACACCUACUUUUCUUUACUUCUCUUCUCUCCAACUCAAACAUUUAUUUCUUCCUUCUCCGACAAGUUCUAUAUCUUCCUUCCUUUCAUUCAUCUCUCGUUAAUCAAUCUUUACCCUUCCCUCUUUGGUUUGGUAUCAACCGUUUCUUUCGUGUUUUCUCUAGUGCUACGGAACCCAACCAAGUUAGUUUGAAGGUUAUUGUGAUUGGUUGAGUAUGACUUCUCAGCUGAGGAAUGGAAGUGGGAGUUCGAGCUCAAGUUUGAACAGCAUAUUUCUGGAAACAGAGGAUGACCAAACAAUUGCAAGCAUAUUAGCAGAGGACGAAAAUCUCAGGGCAGAGAACAAGCUUGGAAAGAGACUUUCACAUUUAGAUUCCAUUCCGCACACUCCCCGCGUUAAUGGACAAAUUCCUGAUGUAAACGAUGCAACAGCAGAUCACGAGAGGCUGUCUGAAAGGUUAGUUACAUAUGGUUUGGCAGAACUACAGAUGGAGGGUGAUGGGAAUUGCCAGUUUCGAGCUUUAGCUGAUCAGCUAUUUGGCAAUCCUGAUUAUCACAAGCAUGUAAGGCGACAGGUUAUAAAGCAGCUAAAGCAUCACAAAAAAUUGUAUGAAGGUUAUGUACCAAUGGAAUACAAAAGCUACUUGAAGAAAAUGAAAAAAUCAGGGGAGUGGGGAGAUCAUGUUACUCUACAAGCAGGUGCAGACCGUUUUGAUGCCAAAGUUUGUUUAGUCACCUCUUUCAGAGACACUUGCUAUGUUGAGAUUCUUCCAACUGACAAAAGUCCCACCAGAGAGCUAUGGCUAAGCUUUUGGAGUGAAGUGCACUAUAACUCAUUGUACACUACCGGAGACGUUCCUUCGAGAGUGCCAAGAAAAAAGUUUUGGCUCUUCUAGACUGAUGGCAAUCGGCAGAUAUCUGAAUCACGUGAAGAACUGACUUAUAAUGGGCGAAAUGUUUUUUUAACUUAUUGUUCUUUUAUACUGAGUAAGCCCGUCAUUAGUCUCCCUCUCCUUUAGGGAUAAACCAUAGUUUAUGCAUAAUAUUUAAAAAUUACCUUGUACAAAUCACGUAAGUAUAACUAAACUCUGAUUUAUUAUUGUACAGUUCUUAUUUUCUACCAAGUGGAGUGUAAUAUUUAUCUCUUUCAACUUA
This is a messenger RNA of Glycine soja, 1216 nucleotides long. RefSeq names its product OTU domain-containing protein DDB_G0284757. Gene Ontology annotation, biological process: protein deubiquitination. The transcript has 10 exons. The record is from RefSeq and is a predicted model, not a curated record. Gene Ontology annotation, molecular function: cysteine-type deubiquitinase activity. Lineage: Eukaryota; Viridiplantae; Streptophyta; Magnoliopsida; Fabales; Fabaceae. The coding region runs from base 277 to 957 and encodes 226 amino acids.